GGGGGGGGGAGAGAGAAAGCACCGGGAGCACCAGGAGGAUUACGCUCAGACAGACACGAUGCGCGCUUUGGAUGAUUCGCGACCUUAAACCAUUUUCUGGUCAACUGUCACACGGACUCACGCUAGCUUUUUCUUGGGGAAAGCAACAAUAGAUGUUUCAUGGAUCUCUGUCCACGGAAUAAGUUGAUUGACAAGCCCGUCGUCUAAUCAAAUCGAAUCGUCGACCAUGAUUGCAACAGGGGGCCUCCUGCGUAUAAACCGGCGCCAGGACUCCCAGCACUCUAAGAACCAAGCUGAGAACAAGAGGAAGAGGAAACAAGCCAAGAGAAAGAAGAACGAUGUAGUGGUGGUGAAGGGGAAACUCAACCUGUGUUCCCCGCCUGGGCUGGUGGCCACGGUGGGACUGGUGGUGUUGAUGGUUGGGAUAGUCAUGGCUGUACUGGGCUACUGGCCACAUGAAGGCCACAGUCAAGGGUAUGCAUCCCGGGUAUCACCAGGGAAGGAGUGGAGAGACAACAGCAGGAUGAGCUACUCCAAGAGCCCCCUGGUGUCUGUCACCUGGAGCGAUAAUAAGGACAACAACACAGCCAACCAGACUGUUGGGGAGUUGACCAACCACACUGUUGGGGAGUUGACCAACCAGACUGUUGGGGAGUUGACCAACCACACUGUUGGGGAGUUGACCAACCACACUGUUGGGGAGUUGACCAACCAGACUGUUGGGGAGUUGACCAACCAGACUGUUGAGGAGUUGACCAACCAGACUGUUGGGGAGUUGACCAACCAGACUGUUGGGGAGUUGACCAACCACACUGUUGGGGAGUUGACCAACCACACUGUUGGGGAGUUGACCAACCAGACUGUUGGGGAGUUGACCAACCAGACUGUUGGGGAGUUGACCAACCACACUGUUGGGGAGUUGACCAACCAGACUGUUGAGGAGUUGACCAACCAGACAAGUGUCGAGUUGACGAGCCAGACUAGUGUUGUUGUCAAUGGAAGUUUAUCUGUACUUGUAUCUGGUAAUGGUAGUGUACUUGUAUCGGUAUCUACCCCUCCUCCUCCUAUACCCUCAGGUAGGUUAUUGUAUCUGGUAAUGGUAGUGUACUUGUAUCGGUAUCUACCCCUCCUCCUCCUAUACCCUCAGGUAGGUUAUUGUAUCUGGUAAUGGUAGUGUACUUGUAUCGGUAUUUACCCCUCCUCCUCCUAUACCCUCAGGUAGGUUAUUUUUUACUAAGAUAUUUGUACUUACAAGACAAAUCAUUCAUUGUGUUGUUCAUUCUGUCUGCUUUGCAAAGAUCCUCUCGCUCUUAUCUUGGUCAGGUCAUUAUUGUAAAAGAAAAUGUGUUCUCAGUGACUAACUUGCUUAAAUAAGGGGUAGUCAUUUUUCUCCCCCCUCCAUCUUCUUCCCAUCCUUCAGGUGGGUUGCUCUCUGAGUUCUUGGACAACUAUCUGUCCUCAGACCACCUGAAGGUGUUCGGGCCCUUAGUCAUGGGGAUAGGCAUAUUUAUCUUCAUCUGUGCAAACGCCGUGCUUCACGAGAACAGAGACAAGAAGACCAAAGUCAUCAACCUUAGAGAUAUCUACUCCGCGGUCAUCGACCUCCACAGCACACGGACCAAGGAAUACUCGCCGAGUAACGGACUGGUCCACUACGUGCAGUCCAGAGGGUCUUUCAACCCCGGUGGAACUCUAGAGCUUGGUGGCAGAUCCUGGCUUUCCAACACGGGUCCGGCCACCAGGGGGAGUCCGUCAGCGCUGAGCAGCAGUCCAGACGGCCGUCGAUUGCUGGGAGGCAGCGUAGCUGGUCUAGAGACAACCAGACAUUCACAGACACUGUCUACAGUAUCUACAGGGACCAGAAGUGCAGGUGUUCGGAGCAGGUGCCCUACCCCAGUCAGUGGGACUCAGAGCAGGCCUCACUCCCCAGUCAGUGGGACUCCAAGCCGGCCUCGCACCCCAGUCAGUGGGACUCAGAGCAGGCCUCACUCCCCAGUCAGUGGGACUCCAAGCCGGCCUCGCACCCCAGGCAGUGGGACUCAGAGCAGGCCUCACUCCCCAGUCAGUGGGACUCCAAGCCGGCCUCGCACCCCAGGCAGUGGGACUCAGAGCAGGCCUCGCGCCCCAGGCAGUGGGACUCAGAGCAGGCCUCACACCCCAGGCAGUGGGACUCAGAGCAGGCCUCGGUCCCCAGGCAGUGGGACUCAGAGCAGGCCUCGCACCCCAGGCAGUGGGACUCAGAGCAGGCCUCACACCCCAGGCAGUGGGACUCAGAGCAGGCCUCACACCCCAGGCAGUGGGACUCAGAGCAGGCCUCACACCCCAGGCAGUGGGACUCAGAGCAGGCCUCACGCCCCAGGCAGUGGGACUCAGAGCAGGCCUCGCACCCCAGGCAGCGGGACUCAGAGCAGGCCUCGCACCCCAGGCAGUGGGACUCAGAGCAGGCCUCGCGCCCCAGGCAGUGGGACUCCAAGCCGGCCUCGCACCCCAGGCAGUGUGACUCAGAGCAGGCCUCGCACCCCAGGCAGUGGGACUCAGAGCAGGCCUCGCACCCCAGGCAGUAGGACUCAGAGCAGGCCUCGUACCCCAGGCAGUGAGGACUGUGUGCCCGACUCGAAUCAGGAAGAGGAAAGGGAAGUAGCAGUCGUUCAGGGAGAAGAAGAAGAAGGAAAAGGAGGGGGAGUAACAGUCACCUUUAGCUCUUCUUGAUCUGAACUCUGGAUACUGUAAUCCCCAGCUCUUCAACAGAGGAACCCUAAAUAGUUCUGCCUCGGCAUGUUAUCAUUUAGAUGGAUAUGAAUAGGAAAAUACAGGUAAAUAAAUAAAUAAAUCUAGAAUCAAGGUGUGGCUUAAGGGAACUCAGGAGAUCAGAGGAUGCUCAAACCCCAUCUAGAAUCAAGGUGCGGCCUAAGGGAACUCAGGAGAUCAGAGGAGAGGGUGUGAUCAGAGUGGCUCCCAGUUCUUCAACAGAUAUGACAUGUCUUGUCAUGUUAUUCUUUCCCAUGUGUUUGGGAUUGAGGUUUUUACUGUAGCUGUACACAGUUGAUGGCAAUAGAACAUGGACACUGCUAUAUUUUUUAUUUACCUUUAUUUUACUAGGCAAGUCAGUUAAGAACAAAUUCUUAUUUUCAAUGACGGUCUAGGAACAGUGGUGUAACUAACUGCCUUGUUCAGGGGCAGAACGACAGAU
Messenger RNA from Oncorhynchus mykiss (rainbow trout), 3190 nucleotides. The record is from RefSeq and is a predicted model, not a curated record. Lineage: Eukaryota; Metazoa; Chordata; Actinopteri; Salmoniformes; Salmonidae.